Molecule: messenger RNA, 1456 nt
Organism: Mizuhopecten yessoensis (Yesso scallop)
Lineage: Eukaryota; Metazoa; Mollusca; Bivalvia; Pectinida; Pectinidae
Product: glutathione S-transferase kappa 1-like
Exons: 8
Coding region: 33-719 (228 amino acids)
Biological process (GO): glutathione metabolic process
Cellular component (GO): peroxisome; mitochondrion
Molecular function (GO): glutathione transferase activity; glutathione peroxidase activity
Source: RefSeq, a predicted model, not a curated record
AUAAACCAUCCUACUUUCACUUUAACGUCAAAAUGGCCGCGUCCACCCGUAAGACAGUUGAGUUGUUUUAUGAUGUUGUAUCACCAUAUUCCUGGAUAGCGUUUGAGGUGAUGUGCCGAUACAGAACAAAGUGGAACAUUGACCUCAAGUUAAAACCAUUCUUUCUGGGAGGAAUCAUGUCAGGAGCAGGAAACAAGCCCCCAGGCUUGGUCCCAGCUAAAGCCAAGUACAUGUUGUCACAUGACCUUCCUAAUCUAGGCAGCUACUACAAUGUUCCAAUAGUUCCUCCAGCGAACCCUGCUGAGGUGAUGUUUAUCAAGGGGACACUUAUGCCACAGCGAUUCCUCACAGCAGUUGACAUGCAGCGACCAGACUUGGUGGAAGAUCUUUCCCGACAAUUCUGGAUGAGAGCAUGGAAUAAGGAUAAAGGAAUUUCCGACGUGGAAGGGAUAAGAGAGACUUGCAAAGACAUCGGUUUCCCUACUGAUGUUAUGGAAGACUGCCUUCAGAAGUCAAAGGACCAGACAGUGAAAGAUAGACUGAAACAGUUUACAACGCAGGCCUUAGAUCUAGGGGCGUUUGGGUCUCCUAUCAUUGUUGCUCAUGUCAAUAACAAACAAGAAAUGAUAUUCGGGUCAGACAGAUUUCCUAUAUUGGCCAAGAUUUUACAGGAGGAAUGGAUGGGACCGCUAACAGAACUAUCAAAAGCAAAGCUAUAGUGUAGAUGUGUUUAGUCUGCAAAUUGAACAUUUUGUUUAACGUUGUGUACGUCAUAUGUUUACAAUCAAGAUCAGGUGGAAUAUUUUGUACCUUGUGAGAAUAAACCAUUUUGUGCUUUUUAAAAGUGAGAUAAAAAAAAUAAUACUGUUUACUUAUGAUAUAUUAACAUAUCAUACUUGUACAUUGUAUAUCCAAGAUAUUUCAGUUUUAAUAAAGAUGUAACGCCGGAGUUAUAACAACAACUUGUGAAAAAAACAAAAAAAUAUCCGUGUAAUUCGAGGGGCUUCGGUCUCUCACGCUUUCUGCAACCCUAGACAAUGUCGUGACGAAAUUGGAGACAAGACGUUAAGAGAUGUGCUUGGUUUCGUCAUUACAUAUUCCAGGGAUGCAGAGAACACACGUGUAACUCCAUGAAGUUUGAGGACGAAGCUUCGGAAGUGAUUGUAAUUUAAAGUAUUAAAUGUAGCCUAGCGAUUAAUUGUGCGCUUCGUUUAUUCUUUUUACUUACAUUGAAAAAGUGCACAGAUUUUCUGACUUUGUGAUUAUACGUAUAGAUAAUCUGUCUGUGUGAAGACAUACAAAAAUAUUAAUCAAAUAGUCUGUAUUUGUGAAGGUUUCCGAGGGUUGUGAGAACAGUUUGUGUUAUGAUUUAAAACAAUUAUUCUUUUUUCGUGAUCAGUAAUUGAUCAACACUUGUUGUAUUAAAGAUAAAUGAAUUAAAAUAUAUUUUGUCAUA